Messenger RNA from Physcomitrium patens, 2527 nucleotides. Its product is annotated as ACT domain-containing protein ACR9. Lineage: Eukaryota; Viridiplantae; Streptophyta; Bryopsida; Funariales; Funariaceae. The record is from RefSeq and is a predicted model, not a curated record.
UGGAAGACGCAUUGGCUGUGUUGUUGGGCGGGCCAGAAUUAUCUCGAUCCCACGCAUUCCGAUUUGCUUGCAAUUCCAAGCUCCACACGAAUCUGUCAUGAACCAAGCUCGGAUCCAGAUGGAAACGAUUUCUGGAUCAAUGAAACGAGAUCGUCCACUGCUCCUCCUCCUCCUCAUGAAGCCUGCUGCUGCUGCUUUUGCUUCCAGGCUUCGUUACCUUUGAGAUUAGCGGCUUUGUUAGCACAAUCGGAGGGUGAAGGGUGGCGUAUCAUCUCGUGGCUGUGCGUGACGGGAGGCGUUGCCGGCUGUUUUUUUGUGGCAGAGAUGUGUUCUGAGUUGGGUUUCUGAAAGAGGGGAGUACAGGGAUUCGAGGAAUGUGGGAAAGGGAAAAGGUGUAGCGGGAAUUAGCAGUUGAGUGUAGAAGUGGACAUGGCAUGGGGAGACGGGAGUGUGAGAGCGUGGCUGAGACGAUCGCGGGGUGGAGGAGCAUGGGACGAGAUUGAGGUGGAGUCUGGGAUUGUUGCAGCUCGGGAGAGGUGCCAGCCGCGGAGGGUGUGCAGCAGGCUUGGGUUCUGUGCUGUGUUGUUGGGGGCGCGAAACGGUUGCUGGGAGCGUUCGUGAGUUCAGACGAGGGAGAGGUUGGAGUACAACACUUGUGGAGAGCGGCAAUUUCAGAGGCGGAAUGGGGGUCUACACCGAUGAAUAUGUGGUCGUGCGUAGGGGCAGGAACCCUGGGGAUCCGAGUGAGAUAACUAUCAAUUGUCCUGAUAAAGUGGGACUUGGUUGCGAUCUCGCCCGAAUCGUAUUUGAGUUUGGCCUAAGCGUUACGAAAGGGGAUAUGUCGACCGAUGGACGCUGGUGUUUUGUAGCUCUGUGGGUGACACCCAGAUCGCGUCCUUCAACAGUGCGUUGGUCAUUGUUGAAACAACGGUUGGAAGAUGUAUGCCCGUCUGCUCUGGCUUCUAUAUUAACUCCUGUGUCUCCCCCUGUGCCGGAAGCCAAGAGGGUCCUGCUGCUGCAAGUCUGCUCGUCCGAUCGGACAGGCCUCCUCCAUGAUGUUGCACAAAAGUUGUGGGAAAUGGAGUUAACUAUACACAAAAUCAAAGUAUCAACCAGCCCUGAUGGGAGAGCUGUUGAUUUGUUUUUUGUCACAGACAAUAGUCUUGCAUUUUGCGGCAGAAACAAGCAGCCGUGGAAGAAAAGGGCGGAGGAAGUAACAAAUCAGCUGAAAGAAUUUUUGGGAGAGCCAUGUUCACUUUGUGAGAUUAGUCUUGCUGGAUCUGAGUGUGGGGGUCUGACUUGCUUCCCUCUGCCUGCCACAAUCACCAAAGAUAUAUUUUACGAAGAUCCGGCAACAUUCGAAAAAGGAAAUACAAAAAGUGAGAAAAUUAACUCUAGAAGUGAGCAUCAUGCUAAUGAAGUCGUUGUUACUGUCGAGAAUAGCACCAGCCCUGUUCACAGUUUGGUUCAACUUACUUGUAAGAGCCGGAAAAGUUUACUGUACGACUGCCUCCGCACCGUGAAGGACUUCAGUUUGAAGGUGGCACAUGGGCGUAUUGGCAUGUUGGAGAAUGGCAACUCUGAGAUCAGUCUUUUCGUGCUGGGUCCAAGUGGACAGAGGAUUACCAAUGUGCAAGACCAGAAAAGUCUAGCUCAGUGCGUGGAAGAGGAAGUUGGGCAUCCUGUGCGAAUUAAGGUGGGGACGAGAGGACCUGACACAGAGUUACUUGUUGCCACUCCUAUUGAAAAGUGCGGAAGGGGUCGACCUCGGGUUUUAUACGACGUUACCCUAGCUCUGAAAAUGCUGGACAUAUGUAUAUUUAAGGCUGAUAUUGGAAGGCAUGAUUACAAUGAAAAACGUUGGGAGAUCUACCGUUUCCUGCUUGUGGAUAGAGAAGAAUUUUCCUUGACAUGCGCAAGGAUGCGCAACCUUAUUGUGGAUCAAGUUCGACAUAUUCUUCUGGGUUAAAUACAACUUCAUACCUUGAGACUUUUAAUCUUCCAUUUUAGCCAAUCUUCUGAAGAUACUGUACAUCUCGGAGGAUUUUGGCAUGAGCAGCUAUUCAAACCAGCUGCUCUGACAUGGGCAGACUGCAAAGCUGUGCCAGAACGGCAUGUUGGUGGAAACCAUAAAGGAUACAUUGAAGAAACAUUUUUCACAAUGGUCACUUUUAGUCUACCUAAUAUUAUCAAAGCCAAAGAUGAUAUCAUGAUGGAUUAUGAUCAAACUCCCACAGCUUGAAUAUUUUUGAUUUAGAAAUCAAUCACAAUUCUCCCUCCGAUUACAUCACCUGGUGCAAAGGGAUAACCAGGGCUGGGGAAGCAUGGGAGGUAAGACAUCUGGUUGAAUGGUAUUAAAAAGGUAUUGUAAAAGUAUGUUUUUUCAUGAUGAAGUUCAAGAAUUGUAUUUAUUCUCAUUAGUUUAGUAGCUUUCUACCAUUGAGAGUGCUUGGCUUUCUUUAUGCACAAAGUUUUUAAUUGUUAACAUAUUAAAAGGCUUGCAAUCAAAAGAAUUUGUUAUCGCAAA